This is a messenger RNA of Vespa velutina, 2728 nucleotides long. It is a transcript of the gene tos, whose product is annotated as exonuclease 1. Gene Ontology annotation, cellular component: nucleus. Bases 125 to 2377 code for a protein of 750 amino acids. The transcript has 8 exons. Gene Ontology annotation, molecular function: 5'-3' DNA exonuclease activity; DNA binding; metal ion binding. The record is from RefSeq and is a predicted model, not a curated record. Gene Ontology annotation, biological process: mismatch repair; DNA recombination. Lineage: Eukaryota; Metazoa; Arthropoda; Insecta; Hymenoptera; Vespidae.
GGCGGCAAUGAGAAUUCUAAGACAACACUCAGCUAAGACAGAAGUGAAUAUUUAUAAUUGAUUAUUUAGAUGUAUCAAUAGAAUAUUUUAUGUGAUAAAUGUACUUUUGUUGUAUAUUUGAGAUAUGGGUAUUACAGGAUUACUACCAUUUUUGGAGAAAUCCUCAAGAAAAGCAAAUAUAAAUGAAUUUGCAGGUGAAUCUGUUGCCAUUGAUACUUAUUGUUGGUUACACAAAGGAAUAUUUUCUUGUGCUGAAAAACUAUCAUUAGGAGAACCAACAGAUGCAUAUAUAAUAUAUUGUAUGAAAUUUAUAAAAAUGCUUUUAAAAUAUAAUAUAAAACCUAUUCUUGUAUUUGACGGACGACAUUUACCAGCUAAGGCAGAUACUGAAGCCAAAAGACACGAAAAGAGAGAAAUAAAACGUCGUCAAGCAGCAGAAUUAAUACGUAGUGGACAAACUGCAGAAGGCAGGAAUUUAUUAAGACAAUCGAUAGAUGUAACACAUGAAAUAGCUCUGGAACUAAUCAAAACAUGUCAAAGUUUAAAUAUAGAUUGCAUCGUAGCUCCAUAUGAAGCUGAUGCCCAAUUAGCAUAUCUUAAUAUUAGUGGUAUAGCAGAUAUUGUUAUUACUGAAGAUAGUGAUUUAACAUUAUUUGGAUGUAAAAGAGUGUUCUUUAAAAUGGAUGUGAAUGGUAAUGGUAUACUUGUUGAACAAGACAAAUUGCAUCUUGCUAUGGACGUGAAGUCUACGGACUUUGAUAUGGAUAAAUUUAGAUAUAUGUGCAUUUUAUCAGGAUGUGAUUAUUUACCUUCACUUCGUGGUAUAGGAUUAGCUAAAGCAAAAAAGUUUAUUCAAAGUAUGAAUUCAAACAGUGAUAUAUAUAAGGCUCUUACUAAUUUAGGAAUUUGUCUUAAUAUGAAAUCUUUGACAGUAUCAAAGGAAUAUAGAGACAACUUUAUGAAAGCAUUUGUAACAUUCAAACAUCAAUUAGUAUUUUGCCCUUUACAAAGAAAACAAGUACGUUUAAAUUCUCCUUCAGCUGACGUUUCUGAAGAUCAGUUACAUUAUGCUGGAGAAGAGAUAGACCCUGAUAAAGCAUUACAACUUGCUUAUGGUAAUUGUGAUCCAUUCACAUUUAAAAAGCUUCAUGACUUUGAUCCUGAUAAAAAACAGAAUUUGAAUAAGGUGAAUCCAAAAAUGUUAAUUACAAUUACAAAACACAUAAGCAUUUGGUCGUGCAAUUAUAAACCAAAACAAAGUCCAAGAAACAUAUAUAAAAAAGAAACAACAAAUUAUGAGCAUCACUUGUCUGUAAAAGAAUUUUGUACUUCGGAAAAAAAAUCUGCUAAUCUAAAGAAGAAAGAAUAUCCUGAUGUAAAUAUUCCAGAUUAUCAAGAAUUAAACGAAAAAGAUAUUUUAGACACAUAUAAAUCUGAAGAAAGUAUUGAAUCUGAAAAUGCAAUACAUUUAGAAAAAGAGAAUGUGUCUGAUGUUAAUGAACAAAAAUCUCCAAUAUUAACUAGAAAAACGAAUCCAUUUGUUAAAGAAGUAUCUAGUAAUGAAAUAUCUCCCAGUUUAUUAUUUAAACGAAGAAGUAGAAUAAGACCUGGGCGCACAAUAAACUUUAGAAAAACAAUUAUUGAUGAGAACGUAAUUACAGAAAGUAAAUUUUUUACAAAUAAAGACAUAGAUAAAAAUAAUGCAAGAAAUAAUGAUAAUGAUGUUAAUUUUGAAUCUGAUGAAUUAUGUAUAAGUCAUACUUCCAAAAAGAUGAAGAUAGAAGUAGAUGAUAGAAAAUGCGAUUUAAAAUAUUUAACAGAAUUUAAUAAUCUAGAUAAUACAUAUUCCAUAAAUACAAAACAAUCAGAACAGAAUAUAUUAGUAAAUGAAAAUAAGAAUGCGAUUGCUAACAGAAACAUGACUAAUGAAGAAACAUUUACAACGCAAGAUAUGUGUUCUCCAAAUCAUACAUACGAGUCAAAAAUUUUAUUUACUUCAACGAACGAAGUGGAAUAUAUAAAUUUUAAUGCAAAUGAUAAUAUGAAUAACGAUAAUCGUAAUAUGCCACAAUCAAACAGUCCUACUUCAGAAUCUGAUUAUUCAGUUAGCCAAAAUAGUGUAGAAGAUAAUACAAAUAGUUCAUUUAAAUUUUCAAGUAUUAAAUUAAAUCCAUCAAAUGACAUUCACUCUAGUAAAACGAUAAAGAAGCAACUAACAAGCUUCCAAAUGAGAACCAACAGAAAAAGCACAACCAAACGAGACCAUCGAAGUAAACAAUUAUCUUCUGAGCAUGGACAACUAAGUUUAUUAAAUAUGUUUGGAUUUGAAAAAAGUAAGUUUCUUCAUUAUAAUUAUUUACAUGUUAUAUAUUUAUAAAAAGUUCUAUAUUAUAUUUUACAGAGCAAAGUUGAAGUACUGAAGUUAGAAUUAAAUAAAUUAAAUCUGAACUAUAUAUAUAUAUAUUGAAUGAAUAUUUAGAAAAAUAUUGUUAUGCAUCUCUGAAAAAAAAAAUUGCAUUAUAUUGUUAUAGGCAUUAUUUAAAUUCUAUAUUAAUAGCACUACCAUAAGUACAUCUACUCUUGUAUAUUUUAUAGGAAAUAAUUUAUUUUGUAUCUAUUCCUCCCAAGGUCUUGAUAUUCUUACAUUUUUCCAAUUAUUGAUAUCCAGCUAAAAUUAUAAUAAAGGAUAUAAUAUUUAACUUUGUAAUAAAUAAAAAUUAAAAAAUAA